CCAAAAGAAAAACUCUGUCAUCGUCAUCGUUCAUUGUCUUUUCAUUAAUUGCUUGAAAAAGUGGAAAAAGGCCGGAUUAACUUUAAUACGGGUAGAAAAAUAAAGUUUCAAACAAUAUUGGCGGAAACACAUGCCAGUAGCAACUGCCUUGCACACCCAUAUACACGUACUGUGCAAUACUGCGAUAGUUUAACAUCACCAACAGCAACAACAAUAACAACCUAAAAACCAAACACUGCCCCGAAUUCGUGAAUCACCAAACGAAAGAAUGGAACAAACACAGAUUACAGAUGCGGAAAAGGUUCGCAUUGUCUCCGAGUUCAUACUGCAUGCGCCGCCCGGUGAAUUCAAUGAGGUAUUCAACGAUGUCCGCGAGCUACUGAAAAACGACUCCUUGCUGAAGGAUGGCGCCAGCCACGCCUUCUCCCAAUACAACAAGGACCAAUUAACGCCCGUGCGGGUCGAGGGCAGUGAACACAAUGCGAUCAUCUCUGAGUACAAUGAUUUGGGGAAUGGUCGCUUCUUCGAUCCUCGCACAAAGCAAUCGUUUAAGUACGAUCAUCUACGGAAAGAGGCGUCCGACUACCAGGAUCUUAAGGCAGAUGCCAAUGCAGAGUCGUGGCGAGCUGCCCUGGAUCUAGCUGCCUUAGCAUAUACCGCCAACCACUAUAGGCACGGCGUGUGCUCCGUGUUUGGCAAGUCUCAGGGAAAUCAGAUAACUCUGACCAUUUGCAUUGAGGAUCAUCAGUUCCAGCCGAAGAACUAUUGGAAUGGCAGAUGGCGUUCGCAGUGGCACGUUAGCUUCCAACCUGGUUGCGGCCUGGCCGAGCUGAAGGGCGUGCUGAAGGUGCAGGUGCACUACUAUGAGGAUGGCAAUGUUCAGCUGGUGUCAUCGAAGGAUUGCCGCGAGAGCGUGGUUGUCUCCAAUGAACAGCAGUUGGCCAACGAGGUAAUUCGCCUGAUUGAGGAGGCGGAGAACGAGUAUCAGCUGGCCAUCUCGGAGAACUACCAAACUAUGUCGGACACCACAUUCAAGGCGAUGCGGCGACAGCUGCCCAUAACCAAAACCAAGAUUGACUGGAGCAAAAUCGUAUCGUACAGUAUUGGUAAAGAGCUAAAGACGCAAUAAGAACAGGAGCAGCAAGCGGAAGCCGGUGGCACGCCAAUAUCCCCGUUGCCCAUGGCAGUGCCGGCGCAGUCGCAGAUCAAGAGACCCAACAGUCUUCCACUUGCAAUGGCCAAGCGAGAGUAGUG
Messenger RNA from Drosophila arizonae, 1254 nucleotides. It is a transcript of the gene cpa, whose product is annotated as F-actin-capping protein subunit alpha. Gene Ontology annotation, cellular component: F-actin capping protein complex; cortical cytoskeleton. The record is from RefSeq and is a predicted model, not a curated record. Gene Ontology annotation, biological process: barbed-end actin filament capping; actin cytoskeleton organization. Gene Ontology annotation, molecular function: actin filament binding. Lineage: Eukaryota; Metazoa; Arthropoda; Insecta; Diptera; Drosophilidae.